Lactuca saligna is the source of this 519-nucleotide messenger RNA. NCBI's taxonomy places the organism in Eukaryota, Viridiplantae, Streptophyta, Magnoliopsida, Asterales, Asteraceae. The record is from the annotation of a GenBank genome assembly.
AUGCAACCCUUCCGAGGAUCUAUCACAAAUCCAAUUGCUGAGCAACAUGCUGAUAUCUAUGGGUACCAUCCGAUGUUUGGGGAUUGGGAGUAUUCCAAUGGACAACAGGCUUUGCUUGAUCAGCUUGAAUCACCAUCUGAUGGAGAUGUGAAGACAACUAGUUUUUCUCUAUUUUCUGACAGCUAUCAGAGAUGUAGUUAUGAACAGCCACUGUCUGUUGGAAGUGUGAGGCCAGGCUUCGGUUCUCAACCUUCUAAUAGCGAACAGGGAUAUAGUUAUGGAGAACCGCCUUCUGUUGGAGCUGUGAGGCAAAUCUUCCUUUCUCAGCCUUCCGCUGGCGAUCAGAUAUACAGAGAUGGACAACCACCGAGGUUGAAUGAUUUAGGUAAAAGAGCCAAAAACAAAUCACAAAAAAAAGAUGGGUUAUUCUUUCUAAAAAAAGCUUGUAAGCCCCUUAUGAACAUUUUAAGAAAAUUGUUUACUCCCCGAAAGAAAAUUCUCUACUCUCCUGUACCCUAG